AAACCACAACACAACUCACGGAAAUUAUGAGAAAAUGCAGAAAUCCAUGAACUUGUGUGUUUUGGGGGCAGCAGCAGCAGAGAGUGAGGCUCCGGGCCCGACGUGCAGCCGAGCCGGAGCCCUGCGGUGGGCUGAGGGAGAACGAGCAGGGGGGAUGAUAACAAUGGAGAAGUUGUGUUUGUGAACAGGUUGAGAAAGUUUGGGCCCAAAGAGGAAAAAAAAAACUUUCCCUCCUUUGCACGGAUGUGGUGUCGGGAGUCGACAACAUGUAAGUGUUGAUAUCAGGAGAACUCACCCUCUCUCUGUGGGAGCCUCGUUUCACUGGAUUUCAAGUGUUUUUAUUUUUCUGAACUUGUUGUUGUGUUUUCACUCGGAGGGAAAUGGACCUGGACCUGGACAGUGUUUGAUACCAGAGGGGUUAACAUGUAAGAGUGUGUGAAACUGACAAGACUUGAACAAUGGCAGGAAGACAGCGGAAGAAUGAGGCUGUGUACCGCAGCGUCUCUUUUAAAAAGUUGGGGUCCAGGAGCAGCGGCGAGGAGCAGCGACACAGACCCGGGGCUUUGGAGGCAGCUGGCGGCGCCCUCCCCCCGGAGCAGCCUCUGUCGAGAAAAGUUUCCAAGAUCUCUGCCACCACCACCACCACCACCACUACCGCCGGCCUCCCAACCGCAGACCCGAAGAGCAGCUCCUCCACUCCUCUCUCCUCCAUUUCUCCAUCCAUCCGCCAGCUCACCGAGAGGUUCAGCAGCAGCAGCAGAGCUAGUUCCGACGGAGGCUCCGCCAGGACGCGCACAGCUCCGCCGGGAGACGGUGAAGUUGUGAGGCGGGGGACCAGCACUCUUCCCCGGGCCGGCGGCUCCAGGAGAGACGGGUCUGUGUGUCGUAAAUCUUUUCACGAGGACAUUAGUGGCGGAUAUUUCCCGGACAUUGAUACUACUUCUACUACUACUACAACAACUACGACCACAACUACUGCUACUGCUGCUGCAGAGUCUCUCACAGACAAUAAGGUGCAAAAGUUUCAGUCUGGCACCGACUCUGUGUCUGGAUCAGACUCAGAGAAGAAAAGUGAGAAACGGAUUUUCACACGUGUAUCCACCGACAGCAGCAGCAGCUCUGGUAAGAGAGACUACUCACAGAUCAAUGCAUGUGCCUCUGAUCCCAGAAAGUCUUUGAUUACUGAUGAAGAGGAGGAUGUCACUAGCAGAGCGCUUCCUCCACCUUGUAAAUCUCACAAAACUUAUCUCUCCACUCACCACGGUGACUUUAUUCCCCUGCACUCAGACAAGUGGCCCAGUGUCACCAAAAUCAGACAGCUUUUUGACGAAAGACAAAAAAACAAAGCCCAGACUGAUGCUGGUGAGAAUUUAAAGGCAGCUUGCAGGGGCCAAGUACCAGAGCUCAGCCCAACAGAGAGUGCUUCUCUCGCUGAUAGAAGUGACAAGCUCUCACCCUGCAGCUCUGUUAGUGAUGGUAGGAGUUUGUCUUUGCAUAAAAAAUGUGUAGUUGGAGCACAAAGCAGAGAAGGAAGUACUGCUGACGAGACAUAUUGUUACGGUAUGGACUUUAAUUGCAAACCUGACCAACAGCAGUACUCAAACGAUGAGGAGCCUGACAUAGAGACCCAAAGCUCUCACUACAACAAAGUUUCUGGAAGAAAUACUUCACAAAGCAGUAGCAGUUGCACUGGGGGUAGUCACUACCUUAGGAUUAACCCAUCUCCAUUCAGAUCUCAUAGUCCCAGCACUGAGACAGAGGCCGUCCGUAAGACCCCCGGGAUACAAGGGUUGACAUCUGACCCCAACCCUGACCUUCAACCCCCUGCUACUUCGUCUUGUAGUCGAUCGUUGAGCUUAGACACCUCACGCUGCUCCAACUCUCUUCAGCAGCCGACAGUGAGGGAGAGAAGGGAUAGACAGGGGGUCGGGCUGCCCAGGGAUAGUUUACAUUCCUCACAUAGCUCCUCUAUAGCACCAGCCCCCACCUCCUCCUCCUCCCCCUCCUCUGCUCCAGCUCCAGAUAAAGCCAUUACCUCCUCUUCUACUGUAUCUCCCUCUGCUGAGCUAAGAGCCCCAGCAAGAGUUGUCUCUCCCCUCAGCUCACGCUGGAGGUUUAGUUCUGGAGACGAAGAGGAGGAACACACCAGGAGAAGAAGUGUAGGCGGUUGGAGUGGUCCCUCUGGCCCUGCUCCAUCCCUCUCCUUCAGAGGAUGUGAAAGGGGUGCCACAGAGCGAGGAGGCAGCUAUUUUCCCCGCAAUAAAAAUGGCUGGUUGGGUGCAAAGGGCAUUGGCAGGUCCUCAGGCAGUGAGGAGGACAGCCCUGGUUCUUUAGGCCCCCACGUUCGAGAGGCAGUACGCCGCCGCUCGCUGAGGAAGAAGAAGAAAAUCAUUGGAGCUGCUUUAGCGACAGGCCGUGAUGAUUAUGAAGAUCAUGAUGGCGAAUCAGAGGACAGUGACAGUGACAUGGCCUUGACAAUGGAGCACUUAGAGAGGCAUCGACAGCAAAACACAGGAGGAGAAUUUCCAGUAACUUUAUCUCAGAGCCACUCAACAAGAGAGCCCAGUGGUCAUAGUAACAGAGCCAGGGUGCAGCAAUGGGAGCGCCUCUCCUCACCCAUGACAUCCUCUGUAUCACGAGUGUCGAAGGUUAAUAUCCCCCCAUUUGUGUCCAGUCCUGGUGGUUCACGUUGCAGCAGCCGGUAUUCCAGCACUGAAACAUUGAAGGAGGAGGGCAAUGCAAACCGUGAAACAAAUGUGAUUUUUAAUGCGGGUGAGGCUAGAAGCAGCAGUAGCAGGACUGCAUCCUUGUCCAUGCUGAGUAAAACUUACCAUGGAAAUUUUACCAUGUACCGCUCCCCAAGCUUUGGCCAUGGGGAUAACUUUUCCCGUACGCCAGUGCGAUUGCGCCCCAAAAUCUUGCCCACAGUGACCCCCUCGCCUAGUGUACAUGCUAGAGAAGGUGGGGUGCCUACAGUGGUCAGGGGUGGUGAGACGAAGGCAUUAAAGAGGACAACAAGUGGAGAUGGGGUAGAUGAUGAUAAUAAAAACCAAAUAUCUGUGUCCAACCCUGAUAUCACCUCAGAAACUAUGACUCUCCUGAGUUUUCUAAAGUCUGACCUGUCCGAGCUAAAGGUCUGCAAACCAAGUGGCGGUGACAAAUCUGGUGUUGUGGAGGGGUCAGUGUACAGGAUGGGCUCAAGGACACAAGGAGGGACCCUGUUACCUUCCGGUCGUCGACCGUCACUGAAAGACCUGACUGCCACCCUAAGACGUGCAAAAUCUUUCACCUAUUCAGACAAACCAACCACAGCUGAAAGGUGUUACUUGAGAGGUGGUACUGCGAAGAGGAGUUCCUCUGAGCAGCAGCUUGACUUGGAUGGAGAGAAAGAUGGCGGGAGGGUGUCUGUGUCAGACAGAGAAGUAGAAAGUGAUGGAGGGGAUUUCAGGGGUGGGAGAGGACAAAGAUUGAGAGAUUAUGGAUUUGAUGAUGAUGAGGAAGUGAUGCCAACUCCAUUGCAGGAGAGGUACAUGCAAGAAGCCAGGCAGGUCAUCCGAGACAUCUGCCAGAUGAGUACUAGGGAAGAAGAUGAUGAUGAUGAUGUAAAUGUAAGGAGAACUGAUUUAGAGGAUGAAUGUUUCCAGGUCACGGAAAGAAAAGGGGUGAAGGAAAAAAUAGGUGCGAGUGUUCAGGAUCAGGCAGGGGCAGAUCAAGAGGCUGAGUUUAAAAACACAAAAGACAGGGAUAAACAUGAGAGGGAGAGAGAGAACAGGGAGAAGACUGAGAGGGAUGGACAAAGUGUGCAGUUAGAGAAACUAAACAGCAGGGGCACAGAGUACGGGGAGAGAAAUAAGAGACAGAGCAGAGAGACAGAGAGAGCCUUACUAAAGGGGGACUCGGAGGAAAGCAUGUUCUACGACCGCUCUUUGGAUGAACUCUCAGGCCAUGAGUCUAGUUUAACAGAUGAAGGGAUUGUGACAGAGCCAGAGGUAGGCCCUGGUGACUCCUCCGAGAGGUCAUUCCUGGGGUCAGCAGGGGUUAAUUUAGGGUCUCGGAUACCUAGGGAUGUGCUAGGGCAACCUGUCACCAUAUGGAAGCAGUCGGCUCUCCACGAGGUGGAAUGCUUUAAACAGGAGAGAGAAGAAAUGACAGAGAACAGCGUGAGUUUUACAAAUCUUGUGAAUGAAGCCGGUGCACCUCCCUCCUUGCCUCUUUUUGCCCGAAUGGCUGAGAGUGACUGCAUUAUCAUGGACUUGAACUGUACUGCUGGUAUCAACACUGUCAACCCUACCAGUGAGGAGAUUAACGCCAAUAGUGCAGCGUUGCAGGGGUCAGCUGCCACCGUAGGAGGAGGACAUGAAGCUCCUGCAACCCCAAGUGCUGUUCGUCGAAGGCGCAAAUUCUCCCCUUCUGGUAAUAACAACACCGCGUCUGAUUCUAGUAAUGGGAGUAAUGCUGAGUCAACAACAGCAGCUGUGGGAUAUGGGGAUACCACAGUCUACCGCUCUCUCAGUGACCCCAUGCCUCAGCGAUGUUGUUCUGUGGCAGAAGAAGGGAAUAACACAUUUUCCUCUGUAGACAGCAACCUGUUAGGAUCCCUGUCCAUCAAAGGAGGAGGAGGGGUAUCCGAGGACUCUGCUGUGGCCACCUUGUCAGAAUACAAGGGUAGUGUGGCAAGUGACUUGUCAGUUUACAGUGAUGGCGGGCUCCGGGAUGAUGGUGUUCAUGAUUACAGUGGGGUGAUAAGGAGCAUUGUAUCUGAACCAGGUGCAAUGGACAGACUGAUGACAGAUGACCAUGGCAAUGGCAAAGCUCCCAAGAAGAAGUCAUUCAGUGACCCCAGCCGCCGCAGUGAUGCCCCUUUACUCACCCAUAAUGACCCUCAAUGUAAAGGUCAGUCCAGCAGCACUCAGCCAAUCAGUGAGCUGGAUCAACCUGGCCAGAUCCCACCUUCCAGCAGUGAGCCGAUCCUGAGUGAGCAGAGAGGGGAACUGUGGGAGCCAGAAGCCCAACCUGAACAGACAUUGCUAACAGAGCCGCAUCACCACACAAACAGCAGUAAUCAAGUCAAGAAGGCUCGAUCUCAGUCAGAGUGCCUUCCCCUCACCGAUAACCAUGACAAUGAAGAUAAUGAUGUCAUAGACCAAGGUGAAGAGGAGAAAGAAGAAGAGUUGAGGAAGUUUAACUUUGACCUCCAGCUCGCUGAGGUUUUGUCACCUAGAAUGAUUCGCCGGCCCUCCAGAAAGCGUCCAAACCGGCUAGCUCACUUUUUCCCUCACGAAGACCCCUUUGAGCCCCCAGAACAGGGUUUAGAGGGGCAGGAGUAUCAGAGUGACCAAACGGACCUCACCCCUCCUCUCCCCCCUCCCUUAAUGCAAUCCAAACCCAAAACCAAGCAUGUCCGCCAUGCCAGUGAACCUGCAGCCUUCAUCCCCAUCUCCCCACCUCCACAACUCCAGCCACUGAAGGAAGUGGACUGCCUCCCUCUCCAACCCACUAGAGAGCCUCCAAUUUUAAGUAAACCUCCAGGAGAUGAGGCCCCCUCUCUGGAAGCUGUGACUCAGAAGUAUAUUCUUGAACAAAGCACUUCUGAGAGAGACACUGAGGGCCCAGGGACUCUUCCAGUGCCCAGGGAUGGAGCUGAAGUUGUGUUGGCUUCAGAGGGGCCCAGCGAGACCAGCACAAGUGGAAUUACAGAAGCUAGUACAAAGAAGGGUACAGAGGAUGCAGCGUCCAUGCCCGCUGCACAGAGGUCCAAGCCCAGAGUGGACAUGAGGAAACAUGUGAUGAUGACCCUCUUGGACACGGAGCAGUCAUAUGUGGAAUCUCUACGCACUCUCAUUCAGGGCUACAUGCGUCCUCUCAAACAUCCGGACGGCGGCUCCAUAGUGGACCCUCAGCUGGUGGACGAGAUGUUUUACCAGAUCCCAGAGAUCCUGGAACACCACGAACACUUUCUGGAGCAGGUUGCCGGCUGCGUCAGCCAAUGGCAUGACAGACAAACCGUUGGACACCUCCUCAUCCAAUCAUUCUCCAAAGAGACUCUAGCUAAUAUGUAUUCAGCGUACAUAGACAACUUUCUCAAUGCCAAAGAUGCAGUGAGGAUUGCCAAGGAGGCUAAGCCAGCGUUUCACAAGUUUCUGGAGCAAAACAUGCGUGAGAACAAGGAGAAACAGGCUCUGGGGGAUCUGAUGAUCAAGCCGGUGCAAAGGAUUCCUCGAUACGAGCUGCUGGUUAAGGACCUGCUCAAACACACUUCAGAGGACCACCCAGACCACCAGUUUCUACUGGACGCCCAGAGGGACAUCAAGCGACUGGCCGAGAAGAUCAAUAAGGGACGUCGCUCGGCCGAAGAGGCAGAGAGGGAGACCCGGGUCAUUCAGGAGAUCGAGGCGCACAUAGAGGGAGUUGAACAUAUUCUCAACCCCCAGAGGAAGUUCCUGAGACAGGAAAUGGUCAUGGAGGCGAAGACAGUGGGUGGGAAGAAGGACCGUUCUCUCUUCCUCUUCAGUGAUCUGAUCAUCUGCACCACCCUCAAGAGGAAGUCUGGCUCGUUAAGACGCAGCUCCAUGAGCCUAUACUCUGCUGCAAGUAUGAUCGACACUUCCAGUAAAUACAAGUUCCUGUGGAAACUUCCUCUGGAGGACGUAGAGGUGGUGAAAAGCUCCAUGCAGGCAACCAACAAGGAGAACAUCCAGAAGAUGAUUAGUCGAUUGGAUGAGGAUCUCAGUACGUUGGGUCAGAUCAGCAAACUGUCCGAGACCCUCAGCUUCCCACACCAGUCCCUAGACGAGGUGAUAAAGGAUCUGAUGGCGUCCGUGCACAGGGAGCUGUCAGAGAAACAGUCUCUGGCCUUCAGUAUGACCUUCCUGCCCACAAAGCUGGAGUUUACCACAGUGUCUGCAGAGAGCAGCUUUGUGUUCGAGUUUACGUCACCUGACACACGCUCCAACUUCGAACAGGCUUUUGAAGAUGCCAAGAGGAAACUAGCCAUGAAUAAGGACCAGUGGGACCCAGAGUUUCUGAAGGCAAUCCCCAUAAUGAAGACACGUAGUGGAAUGCAGUUUUCAUGUGCGUCUCCAAGCCACAGCAGCCCGGACAGCGGUUGUGAAGUGUGGGUGUGUAACAGUGACGGAUACGUAGGACAGGUGUGUCUGCUGAACAUCAGAGACGAGCCCACAGUGGAGGCCUGUAUCGCUGUCUGCUCGGCGAGAAUCAUCUGCAUUGCCGCUGUACCAGGACUCAAGGGAAGAGAGCGUGGAUCAGAGCCCGCCCCUCCCUCCAGAGCCCCUGGUCAGCAGCUGCACAUAUCGAUCUCUCAUUCAGCUCUGGAGCUGACCGAGCGACCUACAGGACCAGGGGCGGAGCUUGUUCCGUUCGACAGCGAUGACACAGAUGACGAGGAUUCACCCAGUCCUUCGUCCACUCUACAGAGUCAGGCCAGUCAUUCCACCAUCUCAUCCAGCUAUGGCAAUGACGAGGGUCCAGGCUCCAAAGACAUGGCCACAGAGACCACCAGCAGUGAGGAGGAGCAGGAAUUCCCAGUGCCAAGUUCUUAUGGAGCUCCGGGGAUGUUAGGGGUCCGCGGAGGAAGUCGUACCCAGACAGACAGCCCCAUGGACGGCCGCGCCAUGCGCCGGUCCUCCCGUGGCUCUUUCACCAGGGCGAGUCUGGAGGACCUGCUCAGCAUCGACCCAGAGGCCUACCAGAGCUCAGUGUGGCUGGGCACAGAGGACGGAUGCAUCCACGUGUACCAAUCCUCGGACAACAUCCGCAACCGUAAAAACAGCAUGAAGAUGCAACACUCAGCCUCCAUCCUCUGUAUACUGUUUUUGGACAACAAAGUGUUUGUGUCUUUGGCCAAUGGAGAGGUGAUCGUCUAUCAGAGAGAAGCAGGCAGUUUCUGGGACCCUCAGUCUUCUCAGACGUUAGUUCUGGGCUCACCCACUAGUCCUGUCACCAAAAUGGUUCCUGUGGGUGGGAAGCUUUGGUGUGGCUCACAGAACAGAGUCCUCAUUAUCAACACGAGUACGCUGGUACAAGAGCACUGGUUCCAGGUGGGCUCUGACAGCAGUCGUUGUGUGACGUGCAUGGUGGCGUACGGUCAGGGGGUGUGGCUGGCGUUGCAGGGCAGUGCGCAGGUCAAACUGUACCACGCUCUGACCUGGGAGAGCCUGACAGAGGUGGACAUGGCGCCUGCUGUGCACAAGAUGCUUGCAGGUGCAGAUGCGAUCAUCAGACAGCACAAAGCCGCCUGUCUGAGAAUCACAGCAUUGCUGGCCUGUAAGGAUCUGCUGUGGAUUGGCACAAGUGCAGGGGUGGUCCUUACAUUGGCGAUCCCAGCAGUGAGCUCAGGAACCGGGGCUGGGACUCUGAAAUAUCCCCUGGUGCCCAUGGGCUCGGCUCACGGACACACAGGCCACGUUCGAUUCCUGACAUCAAUCGAACUACCAGAAGGGUUUGACAUGAACUUUCCACUUCCAACAACGGACUCCACAGGCAACCAGUCACAGAGCAGCAGCACUGUUGACGGAAACCUUCAAAGGCGUGACUCUGCACGCCGCAGGGCCUCCGCUCACAUCCCUCCAAAAACUAACCAUCUAGUCAUUUCCGGCGGUGACGGCUAUGAGGACUUCAGGCUGACUAACAGCAGCGAAACUGUCGGACGGGACGACAGUACCAACCAUCUUUUGCUUUGGAGGGUCUGAGACAAUCUAACCAGUCAGUUCCCCACCUCUCGCUAAGAAUGCCGCACAAGCUACCCUCACUUUUCCUGCCAUGGAACUUCUCACUUUUUGUUGUUGUUGUUUUGGUCUUCUGCUCGGUCCACUGGUCUCUAUGUGCAUAAUAUGGCUGUCAACCCCCCCCCCCCGAACUUGAAUAUGAUCACUUCAGACCCAGUUUUCUUGAUUCAGUUUUCUUGACCCUGUUUUCUUGAGUAAUGUGUCUGAUGGUGUGUUUUGAUCCUCACUGUGUGACAUCUGUACGUGUGUAUUUGAGACAAAUCAAAUUAUGACAUCAUGACAGGAGGACAUUUACAUGAAUGUGGACAUGAACAAAGCACGUGGACAUUUUCUCUGGUUUUCUUUGACUUUGACGUCAGCCUUUUAUGCCUUCAAAAUACCAUGACAAAAUAUAUGAAUAUCUACAAAUGAAUCAUACUAACUGAUGGUAGUUUCAUCAAUAUUCUGAGUUUUUGCUUAUUUUCACUACUUGAGUUCAAGCAAAUCAAUGUCUCUCAACUUCUGGAAUAGAAAAGGACAACUUAUUUUGCUCCUUAACCAGGUCUGGACAACAUCAUUCAAAUGCAGUAUUGGUUAUCUAAGGUUAUAAUCACAUGCAUACAUUCACCAACAUUAAUGCACAGCCUUCACGCGCUGAAUCAGACAUUUGUGAGAAACAUAAAUGUCUAUUUAACACGGAUAAUCCCAUUGUAUCCAUUUUACAUUUACAACAUGAACGUAGAUGAAGCAGUGUCCCACUACUGGUAGAAAACUUUUAAUAUCACGGGAUCUGAGAAAGAUUUUCUUUGCCAUUGAACUUCAAUUCAGGAGGGUAAUCAGUACUUGUUUCUGUAGCAGAGAUGACGCUUGGCUGUGGUAGCAGAUAAAGAGAGUCACAGUAUGUACAGUAUUUAUGGUUUAGAUUUUAGAGCCUUCUUUUACAGCACUUAAUUUAUAGAAGAUGUAGCUUUCACUUUUUUUCGGUUUGAGUUGGAGAACGAGGAGACUGUGGCCUGAGCAGCAGGUCAGAUAAUCCAGCAUCAUUUGGCUGGUUUACAGAUGCAGUCCGCUCAUGUUGUGUUACGAUGCACAGUUCAGGGUUCUUGUUUAGAUAGUUCCAUAUAUGUAGAAACAGGACUAGAAAAUAGAGGGGUCUUGAGGAAAUGUUCUGUUUCGCUAUAAAGAAACGUACCAAUGCUCCAAAAUUCACAUCAUAUUGUUUCUUACACUGUGCGCCUGAGAGCCUUCAGAAGUCUAAAAGUUAAGUGUUUCCAAUAGUGAAAUGUCAGCUCACGGCAGAUGUCUGUGGAAGUGAAGGACACACACGUUAGCCUCAGGCUUCAGGGUUAAGCAGCGAUUGUCCUUUGAUCCCAAGCCUAGAAAAUCUCACUGCACCUUAACCAGCCAUCUGCACGCUCAGCUUUCUUCAUUCACAUUAGGUUAACUGUGAGCAGGGCUAAGAGGAUCAGCUGAUCAUUGUGAUAGCUGCUAACUAGCUCGUGAGCUCUGUGCCUCUGUAAGUGGAAAAGUGGAAUGGUCUGCGUAGCUCACUGUGUUAAGAGCUGAAAAUAAUAAAAAGGAGCUUGUUUGUUAUCUUUUGCCCUCAACUGAGGCCAAAGUCCAGUUAGCUUGUGGUAGCAUGUAAAAAAAAAAAUACAGCAGAGGAAAGUCUGAGAAACUAUAGGUAAGCAUUUGGGAAGUUAGCAAACAUUUGGUGUCUUGUCAAGAGUUACACGAAAAGAAUGAUACCGCUCUAAUGUUUGAUGAAAAGCUACAGCCAGGAUGUGGUUAGCUUAGCAGAGCACAACUACCGGAAAUUCGGUGAAAGCUAGCAUGGUGAAAAACUGGCUACCAACACAUCUAAAGACAAAUCAUGGUGUGUUUCUGUGUAAAAACACAUUAUAGCUACGUUACGUUCUUUCCUGGCAGACUCCAUUGACUUCAUGGGGUGUUUUAAUUCUACACAAUUCUUGCAGGCUUCAUGCUAAGCUAGGCUAACAGUCUCCUGAUGGUAGCAUUUCAAAGAUUACGAAUGAAUAUGUCAAUCUUUGUCCUGUAAUGUUGAGUAAGCAGCUCGGUGUACGGUUUUGAAUGUUCUGUAUGAUUCACUGCAAAGUUUACGUUUGUGUUCUCGAUGCCAAGAGCUGCCACUUUACCGAUGAAGAUGCUGUUUAUCUAUGCUGGCCGUAGGGCAACGUGUUGCAGAAUGAAUUGAGCAGCACAAGAAGCGUUGCACAUGGUGGUGGGAAAACUGCUUAGUUUGACUGCUCUGUUCAGGAUUUGCUGCAAUUGUUGGAGUCAAUAACUUUCAAAAAUAGAGAUUUUCUUGAAAACCAGCCUUAAUAAUAUACAUUUACAUUUCCUCAGCAGUGACAUAAGAAGCAGUGAUUGAAUAAUCCCGUUUUCUGCAGCUGCAUCAUAGGUUUUGGCCCUUGAAAUCUCUUCAUGCAAACAUGCACACAAACACACUGCGUCUUAGAUAUGAAGUCAAACUCAAUGCUUUUUGACCACUAGAAAGAGAAUGAACAAUAUUUUGUGCCAAAAAAUACAAGAUUCACACGUUUAUUUUCACCAUCACAUCAAACUCACCAUAUCAUCACUAACUUAACCAGAAACCUUUGAAUAACCUCCUCAUGUCAUUAAGUGAACAGUCUUUAUUGUUGUAAAUAUUGGUAUAUAUUGCCUUUUUUCUGUAAAUAGUGCACCCACGGUCCUCAAUUGUUCAUAUGAAUCUAAUGGCAUAUUUUUUAUAUAUUUGUGUAAGGUUUGUUUUUUUUCUGCUCCCUCUGGCAUGUGCUGUCACUCACGUUUAAAUUAUAUAUGUCAUGGAUCUUUCCAGAAGGAGACAAGAUGGCUUCUGUUGUGACUGAAGGAGUUUGGUGAUGUUGACUUGUUACAGAUGUCUACAGAAAGAAAAAAAACUACCGCGUGGUCAUAACUCUGUGUAUCUCUGGUUGACAUCUUGCAGUUGUCAUGGUUACAGUUGAUCAGUUUUUUUCCUGUACCUUGCUGUUCUUGUUUUGUCACUGUGGGUUUCUCUUUGUAAUUAAAUCAGUUCACUGGUG
Messenger RNA from Paralichthys olivaceus (Japanese flounder), 11788 nucleotides. Its product is annotated as rho guanine nucleotide exchange factor 17. Lineage: Eukaryota; Metazoa; Chordata; Actinopteri; Pleuronectiformes; Paralichthyidae. The record is from RefSeq and is a predicted model, not a curated record. Gene Ontology annotation, molecular function: guanyl-nucleotide exchange factor activity; protein binding. Gene Ontology annotation, biological process: actin cytoskeleton organization.